AAGAGCCCCGCGCGCGGUGUGAGCAGCCCUUGUCCAGCACCGGGUACGGAUCCCUUCCCUGCAGGUUUCGACGUGUCUUUCCUCUCCGUCGCCAGUGCCCACUUUAUAGCCUCGCUCGCAUCGCAGCGACCCCACCUCUCGUUACCAACCGCCCCUCGCUGCCACCAAUGGCCUUUACGUUCGUUUCCGCCCUCGCCGCGCUCGCCGUAGCUGCCGUCGCCAACGCAGAGUCCCACACCAUCUCCUUUGACAACAAGUGUGGCAAGGGAACUCCUCAACUGAUCCAAGGAGGAAAGGUCAUCUCGACCGGACAGCCCUACACCUCCAAUGGCCCCUUCAGCGCUGGCAUUGCCUACUUGCAAACAGGCGAGUGCCUCUUCAACGGCGAGAACUGCGCCCUCCUCGAGAUGACCCUCGGCAACCCGACGUGCCCCGGAUGCGGAUCCAGCACCGACAUCUCCCUCAUCCCCCCCCACGCCCUCAACGUCCCCGUCGCCUUCUCCUACCAGGGCGGCUGCGACGGCCAGGGCGCGACCUGCACCACCGCCAACUGCAACACCGCCUUCUUCGUCCCCGACGACACCCAGGUCCAGGUCGCCUGCCAGACCGACAACGUCAACCUCCUCAUCACCUUCUGCCCCGACGGCGACUCGCCCGCCCCCUCUUCCUCCGCUGCGCCCGCGCCCGCGCCCUCGUCCAGUAAGCCCGCGCAGUCCUCCGCGUCGGAAGCUGCCCCGAGCUCGAGCAGCGUUCCCAGCCCGAGCUCGUCCGCAGUGCAGGCUUCGCCCGCCAGCUCCCAAGCAGCAGCAGCGCCGACUGUGGUAGCCGCCGCGCCCGCGCCCUCCGCGUCGUCUUCAGCGACCGUCCCCAACCGCGGGACGUGCAAGAACAAGACCCGCCGCUCCGCGAGCCGCAUGGCGCGCGAGCACCGUCGGCGCCUCACCGGGCUCAGCCACUAGUCCCGUGGCUUAGGCGUUCUCCCUAGAGCUCCAUGUUAGAUACGGAUUGGAUUCCUCGAUUCCUGCCUGCCCGGAUUGCCUCGUCACCACUAUCGCUAUCUCUAACUUAACACUUCUCCACUGGCGCUCCCCUGGCCGGCGGGCGCCAGCCCUCCCUCCCUAUGCUGGUUCCCCCCGGCGGCGGCGCUGCCGGUCGUCCAUAGGCGUAUUGUUGCUCUCGAUUCAGGUUGUAGCGCUGGAUACAUCGGUGUAUGUACUCGCUAGUUGUUGUCAAUUAUGGUUAUGGAUUGGAACUUGAUGAUUCUGUAACAUGACUGGUUAUAUGCGUGGCGGCAGUAAGUAUUAUACAAGUACAGGCGGCACUCGUGUCCUGUGAGCUGAGAACUCUCUAGUCGUGCACCUGGAGCGGGGCCUCCGAGUCGUCCUCGUCCUCCGUCAGAUCACUCUCCUCGCCUGCCUUGUCGCCAGGCUUCUCCUCCUCCCCCUCUCCCAUCCCUUGCUUCUCAACUCCCUGCUUCUCCACUCCCUCCUUACCCACCCCCUCCCCCUUCUCCGCAUCCCCACUCGGAGGCUUAUCCGUAUCCUUAUCCCC
Messenger RNA from Gloeophyllum trabeum ATCC 11539, 1551 nucleotides. RefSeq lists its product as uncharacterized. The transcript has 5 exons. Bases 168 to 959 code for a protein of 263 amino acids. NCBI's taxonomy places the organism in Eukaryota, Fungi, Basidiomycota, Agaricomycetes, Gloeophyllales, Gloeophyllaceae. The record is from RefSeq and is a predicted model, not a curated record.